CAGCCGCACCAGUACACCAGCGACAGCUCGCACCCCGUGGCUGUUGUUGUUGUUGUUCCUCCUCUCUUUGUAACUGUUGGUGUUUUUUAUUAUUAUUAUUAUUAUCAUCAUCAUCAUCACCGUUGUUGUUGUUACUGCAUAUGAGUUAAGCUGCCGAGCGCGUGUACUCUAUAAUAUACUGCAGGAGCUUUCGGAGCUUGCGCCCCUCACCCGUGGACAUACGUACAGAAACAAGCAUCAGGACGGGCCGCAGGAGAGCGCGAGGCGAGUCCAUAAAGCUCCUUUGGCGCCAUUCACGCGAGUGCGAGGGUGUAGGCCCCUCUCUCGGCCACCCCCGAUUUUUCGUCCCCCCUGAAGCCCAAGAAAACGAGGUUGCGUACCUUUCACCAGUGCAGUGGCCCACCCGAGUGCGCGGGAGGGUGGCGCGCUGGACAACGCAAGAGGCAGCAGCAGGGAAUCGCCUACGGAGUAUAGCGCGAGUGCAUCGAUCCGCAGCGCCAUUUUACAGUGUCGCCCCUGCAGUGCCCUCCCCCGAGUAGUCGUCGUCUCGGCGUGCUAGUUGUACACUCGGGUUGUUUGUUUUUAUUUUUUUCCCUCCCUCCGUCAGAGUAUAAAACGGCUCGUAUAUCCCGGUAGUCAUCGUACCGUGUACAGUUAAGUUGCAAAGCGUAGCACAGGAGGAGGAGGAGGAGGUGGUGCGGUAGCGCCGUACAAGGGUCGUAAACGGCAGCAGGCUGGGCGGACGACUGAGCGAGGUGGUGGGUCCCGUAGUGGAGGAGGCCGUCGAGCCAGGGGAUGCGACCUCGGUGACGGGACCCCUGCGGGAGGCCUCGCUACCCGCCCGGGUCGUCCACCCGGUGGCCCUCGCGAGGCGCGCGAGCAGCCCCUCCCGGCCGCCGGCCCCCCUCGAGCGCCACCUCGUGCAAAGCCACCGCGAGAACAUCCAGCCCGAGCAGCUGGCCCAGCAGCAGAGGCGCGCCAGCGACGGCCACGACAAUAGGAGCAUGGGUACCGUCCUGUCGUUCAGUCCGCGCGAGCGCCACGGCUCCACGGCCCUCUCGCCCACCAGCCCCUCCCGCCAGCCCCCCCUGCUCCAGGGCAACUUCACCCUCAACAACUUCAACUACGAGCACCUCAACAACGUCAAGAACAAGAGCACCGGGGGACUCGUCGCUUCAACCACCACCACCCAGAACAAUCACCACCAACACCACAACCACCACAACCACCACAACAACCACAACAACCACAACAACAACAAUAACAACAACAACCACAACAACAGCAACAACCACAACAACAGCAACAACAAUGCCCUGAACAUGAGCAGCGCCAUCAACAACAACGACAGUGCGCGCAUCAUCUCCGAGAAGAACGCCCUCGAGAAGAACUUGAAGAAGAACUCGCUGAUCAUCGGGGCCCUCUCGUGGAAGAGGUUCAGCACCGUCAACAACAACAAGAAGAAGCAGCAGCAGCAGCAGCAGCAGCACCAACAGCUCGAAAACAAAAACAAGAACGCCAAUAAGGCCCGGCAGCCCCUCGACAGUAUACCCAUCACCGACAAAAACAAGAACAUUCAGACGCCCCAAGUGUCGAUGAUCGGUCCUCUCAACACGUUUUAUUCGUAUAACCAGACGAAGGCGCCCACCUCGAACAACAACAACAACCAAGCGCCGCACAAUCCCGGCUGCGAGAAGCUCGUCCAGAAGCCCCAGCCACCAACCUCGCGCAAGACCGUCAUACAGGCCUCCACCUCGGAGCUGCUCAGGUGCCUCGGCGUCUACUUGCACUCCAAGUGCGUCAAGCUCAAGGACUUCCAAACGAACGACGCCGCACUAUGGCUCAGGACCGUCGACCGCAGCCUGCUCCUCCAGGGCUGGCAGGACGUGGCGUUCAUAAACCCGGCGAACGUGGUGUUCGUGUACAUGCUCGUGCGCGAGCUCGUCGACGGCAAAGAGGCGUCGGAGCGCGAGCUCCAAGCCACGGUGCUCACCUGCCUGUACCUCUCGUACAGCUACAUGGGGAACGAGAUAAGCUACCCGCUGAAGCCGUUCCUCGUCGAGGACAGCAAGGACAAGUUCUGGGACCGGUGUCUGCUGAUCGUCAACCGGCUGAGCUCGAAGAUGCUGCGCAUCAACAGCGAGCCCGGCUACUUCACCGAGAUAUUCUCCGAGUUGAAGGGCUACGGGGCGACGGAGCAGAGCAACCUGACGACUGGCAGCAACCUCGACCGGAGCCUCGUUGUCUCCAGAGUCGUGGUACCAACCAAGGCAGCUUGACGGAGCCCUGGCUACACCCACCUGCUGGUGCGGAUCGCCCGACAGCGCUGCGACGUCACGACGCUCUGACGAUCGACGAGUCCCAGCCGAG
Molecule: messenger RNA, 2370 nt
Organism: Copidosoma floridanum
Lineage: Eukaryota; Metazoa; Arthropoda; Insecta; Hymenoptera; Encyrtidae
Gene: Cdk5alpha
Product: Cdk5 activator-like protein
Biological process (GO): axon guidance
Cellular component (GO): growth cone; protein kinase 5 complex; cytoplasm
Molecular function (GO): cyclin-dependent protein serine/threonine kinase activator activity; protein kinase binding
Source: RefSeq, a predicted model, not a curated record